This is a messenger RNA of Pyricularia oryzae 70-15, 2161 nucleotides long. RefSeq lists its product as uncharacterized. Bases 76 to 1923 code for a protein of 615 amino acids. Lineage: Eukaryota; Fungi; Ascomycota; Sordariomycetes; Magnaporthales; Pyriculariaceae. The transcript has 3 exons. The record is from RefSeq and is a predicted model, not a curated record. Gene Ontology annotation, molecular function: protein binding.
AUUCGAUUAAAACAUUCGCCAUUGCGGCUAUGCAACUAUUUCUGCCUUAUAUAAACGCUGUGUGCCCUUCUCAAAAUGACAACUUCAACACCAAUCACUAUUUUCACUGUACAUUGUGGGAACAAGCAAUUCCUGGAUAUGGAGCCAAAUGCAAAGUUCCAAGUGGAUGGCGAGUCUUGCGCCAUCGUUGACAGUUGGAGCAACCCUUCCACAUCCGCCACGACUAUCGGAACUGAGGAGCGAACUCCUGUUCCGCCGAGUAUGCCAUUUCUACAGAUCACAACGGCGCACAAAUGCAAAUCAAAAUCUAGUUGGAUGUUCGUCUUCGGUCGUGAUGAGAACACUUGCGAUAUUCGCCUCCUCGGAGACCGAUAUGACGGUAUCAGCAAGCGACAGUUUGGAAUUGAGAUCGAUCUCAAGUACAGUACCCUCAUUAUGAAAAACCUGAGCAGAAAUACUACUCGGGUGGUUUCACAAAGUAUAGGUACGUUGGAAUUACGAACUCAAACAGCGAUUCCUGAAAAUGAAGACAUAAUGGUAGAGGUUGGCCAGAACAUCAUCACGAUCCGACCUCCGGCUCAAACCCCAGAAUAUCGUCACCAACUGAGAGACUAUUGCGCUCAACUUGCGCUACAAGUUCCAUCUAUCCAAGACUUGAACGUUGAAUCAAAAGCGAACACAAGCGCGAGCACUCUGGGUUAUAGUUUCGGGGAAGAGCUGGGGUCCGGGACCAGUGCUACCCUCUUCCGCGCAGAACCAUGGGGAGAGAUUCCUGAGCACGGUUCCGCAGUCCGGACUGGAAGCUACUGCGAGAAGAGCCUCGCCGCUCCUCAAUUAUGGCACAACCCGACGGGUGAUUUCGUAGCCAGCGACCUUGGCGUGCCUGAAUAUCCCACUGCACUCCACAGCUUGGCCGACACAGAACCAUGGGGAGAGAUCCCUGAGCCCUAUUCCGCAGUCACCGCAUUGCGACACAACUCGAUUGGUGAUGUGGAGGUCGCAGACCUCGGCAUCGAGUUUGGGGAGGGGCCUGUUGACCCGGAGUUGAGGCGCUACAAUUCUCCGGCCGAUUUAUUCAACCCUCUCACCUCGGGAUCUGCUGCCCGAGAAGCUAUCGACUGGAGAUGGCGCCAUUCAGGCCAGCAUACCCAAUUUAACACUGUCCAAGUUGCUGAAGCGGAACGAAUAUUUCCCGCUACCAAGGAAAAUGCAUAUAUUAGCCGAAACUUCCAAUUGGACGACCACCCCCAGCAACAGGGGCCAGAAAACCAAAGCGCAUCUGCGACGGCCCAGGAAGAUGAAGACGCCGGCACCGGAAGUCGAGACAACAUUACUUCACAAGCUGAUGCAGUACAAGCCGGACAAGUCAACGGCCAGAAGGCUUCAGACUAUGCAAUCUUGCACUUGAAUAAUAAGUCGAUCGUGUGCAUACCGUCGAAGCAGACUGUUAAUGCAUCUCAAAUCGUCAGGUCUCACGGCAUCUCGAGACAUGUCACGACUAAAUAUCUGUCUUCGCACCCUGAAGUCAAACGAACGUAUGUAACGGGUCACCAUACUGUUCAAGGGACAUAUAUUCGGAUUGCCGAUGUGUCUGAAUUUUGCGAUCACCUGGAAAUCUCUGAUUUGACGGAUGAUAUCAAGUCAGUCUUGGAGGCCCGGAAAUAUGUUUGCGAUUUCCCAGGCUGUAAGCUAAGCUAUAAAACCCGGGGAACUCUGACACGCCAUCAAAAGAGACAUAAAAACCCUGAAAUCUUCACCUGUUUAAUAUGUCAAAAACAAGAAACCCGCAAGGACAAUUUUGCCAGCCACGUCUACAGACACACCAAGAACAAUGGCGGUUAUGCAAGGAUCAAAUAUCACCCAAAGGCAGAGAAUUACUUGCAGUCCAUCAAGAACGGCGAACCUAUCGAGACGUUAGAGUGAUGACUUAUCGUGAAUAGGACGGUGACUUCACCCACGUGGGUUAGUCGUGAGUUGGAGGGCUAAAAAAUAUCCGGGUCAUGCAUUUAAGUUUUCGGGGAUAGAAAAGUGUAAAUAUUACGUCGUUUUGACCUUGUUGAUUUGAGCUUGGCCUACCAACUGUCGUCCCCCAAGUAGCUCUAAUUGGCUCAAAAUAAGGCAACGUUCCAAUACUAGCUGAAAAUCUUUAUUCGCCGACGCA